Molecule: messenger RNA, 3584 nt
Organism: Stereum hirsutum FP-91666 SS1
Lineage: Eukaryota; Fungi; Basidiomycota; Agaricomycetes; Russulales; Stereaceae
Exons: 5
Coding region: 1-3537 (1178 amino acids)
Molecular function (GO): protein binding
Source: RefSeq, a predicted model, not a curated record
AUGGAAGACGCCUCUGAAGUCGGACGCUACGGUGUCCUUCGUCUCAUGAAACGCAAGGAACCCGACUCUGAGGUCACUUCGUUCCCCAUCGACAGCGAGGAGGUCACUUUUGGCCGAAAUCCAGACUGCAGUAUCAGACUAUACUAUCCAACAGUCAGUGGCAUGCAUGCGAGGAUUUUCUUCCAGGAGUCAAAGGCUUUCUUGGAAGUAAUCGGCGCACACGGGCUCCAAGUGGAUAACUGCCCCGUAUUUCCGACCGGUUCGACUUCACACAACCCGAAACCCACCACAAUUCCCCUUCCGAAUAAUACGCUCAUAACCAUCCACAAGAAACACUUCAAAUUCUCUUACCCUCCGAAGAACCUUCGUCCAAUGCUCCUUUCGACACCAUCUCCCUCCAAGCACGCACCCCGUAAGGGUCUACGCCUCAGCAUGAUCGAAAGCGCCAAAGUCUUCACACCACGCCCUAGUAAAGACGCACGGGAGAACCUCAAGGUUCUCCAAAGUCCCCUUAAGACGGGACAGCCUUCGCCCCUCAAGCGUUCUACCUACCCCGCUGGACAAGAGGAGGAAGAGAUUGUGCUCGUGGACGGCGAUAAACCAAAAGUAUUUCAGGAGGAGAGGGAUCUCGUCAUUGUCGAAAACGUCAUGCUUCCGGCCGAGCCAGAACCUCUCCCCGCCCCAGCUCUGAAACGUCCCCAGUUUGGUACUACUAGUGGUGCUGCAGGGCCUAGCACGCCGCGGGUCCGACAAGCUACUGGUUCCUACAAUCCGCCUGCUCGUAUACAACAUUCACAGCAGAACCAGCAGGAGCAGUUCCGUACCCCGCAACCGAAGAGGCAGCCUCGCUCGUCGUUGCAUCGUGCUGUGCUACUCAGGUCGGCGCAGAGAGCGCAACUGAAGGCUGAGAUGGAGGUUGAGGAUGCCCAUGUGGACGACGACGAUGAAGAGAGGGAGGUGGCUAGUGGGCUUGGUGUCGCGGUCCUCGAGGAAGACGAGGAAGAGCCGGAGGAGGCCCCGGGGCACGGUGAGGCGGCACAACAGUUCGAAAAUGAAGAGGAUAUGGGGCCCGUUGCUGACGUGGAGGACCGCAUCGACGAGGACGAACAGGAUGAGCAGGAACAAGCGAGGCCAGCACCAGUUUCUAGCUGGAGAAAGAGUCUCGGUGCUGUGGCGGAAGCAGUGGCGUGGCCGGUGAGGGCUAUCUCAAGGUCAAGGUCGCGUUCGCCUGAGAAGAUGGCUCAAGAGGACGAGCAAGACAUCACAGACGCUGAGCACGAGGAUGAAACCGACGGGAACGAUCAGGAAACGAAGCAACCUUAUAAUCCUACAGACUUCACGCCACAACGUGUGCGCCACCCCCACCCUCAGCGAUUCAUGUCUCUCCAAGGCGGAAUGGGGGGAGCCAUGGAACCACCUCGUUUCUCACUCAGUGGAGCUGACGCCGCCGGUGCAAGACGAGUCCCUGUCGUUAAACCGUGGAGACUCAAGGACAUCACUGUUCCUAUGCCGCUGUCUCCAGCUAAUGCGCGGACGAACGUCAUUCCUUCUCCCGAGAGGAGGGGACGCACGGGUGUCAGUGCGGCAGAAAGACAGGCAAUCCAGGAGCGUCGACGCUCCACGUUACACACUACCGACGAAAUAUUUGGCGAUCGCAUCCCUGGCUCCAGACCGUCCGUUCUGGAAUCGCCUCAACGCCCUACCCAGUCUACUAUGUCUGCACCCAGUCCAUUCGCCCGUCGAUCUAAUUCGCCUGUCAAGGGUAACACUAUACGUGAGGAAGACGAAGAAGAGGACACGAGCGUCCUAUUGGAGAGGAUGAACGAUAUGGUCGAGGUGCUGAAGAGGCGCAGGAGCUUGAAGAUGGAAGAGGAUGAGAGGAGGAAGUCGCUCGCUGCCCUCGAAAAGGCGAAGGAAGAAGGGGAUAUGGAUGAGGAGGCCAUGGACGUCAGCGAUGGUGACGAAGAUCAAGAUCACACUGAGGAGCCGAGGCCUUCUUCCUCGACUACGGCGAAGGGCAUGGCGCCAGCUACGCCUCGCUAUUCCGGUGUCCGCCCCCUUUUCAAGGAAGCCGAACAGGAAAAACGAGUCGCGGAGAUGGGAACACCAAAGAUGGAUGGGGUGAAGGCGAUGUACCUCCGGAACGAACCUCAUCCUUCGCGUCCAAAAACCACGUCACGAGAGAGCGAAGGAGAGGCGCUGGAGAGUUUAGGAGAGAUGUACUCCACGCCUGUUGCAUAUCGUCAAUUCCAAGCUCCUGAGGCCCCUCCUGAAGAGGAAGACGACGAGGAGAACGGUCGCGGUACACCCGAGCCCGCCCCAGCAUUAACGGGCCGCGGCACCAGAGGGCGCAAGACCCCGGCCACCAAAGAGUCGACCAAACCACCUUCUCGUAGCACUCGACGAACGCCUGCCUCAUCGAGGAGAUCGCCGGACGUUGACACCCCCAUGGCGGACGAUGAGCUGACGCCGGAGGUUGGUGGCGCCGUUAGGAGUGGGGCGGCCGGGAAGGGGAAGGAAGGAGCGCCGAGGGGUGCUGUAGUCAGAAGGGGUAGACGUGUGGCGAAGGACGACGGAGAUGAUGAUGAACUUGACGCGGAAGGAUCGGUCGAGGGAGAGACCGAGGCUCCUGCACCAGCGCCUGCCAAACCAGCCGCAAGGGGUCGUAAAGCUGCCGACACGAAGACCAAACCUGCUCCGAAGUCGAAGGCUAGCACCUCUAAAGUGAAGCCUAAGCCGAUCGACGACGACGAGGAAGUAGAAGAUAGUGAAGAAGAAUCCCAGGCUCCUGCACCCUCGAAGCCUCUUGCUCGCCGAACUCGUACCGCCAUCGCCACCACUACCGACGAUGAGCCACCUCCUACCAGAAUGAAGCUUCCCUCCGCCACCCGAAAGACCCGUACCGUAUCCAAGUCAUUCAUGAUAACAGAUGAUGAGGCCAGCGCCACAACCCGCAUGGACGUCCCUAUAAAGGUCGGACCACCGAAACGAGCAGCGAAGGCGACCACUAGUACCAGUACUAGGAGCAGGAGCAGAGCAGGCACACACUCGGAGGACGAUCCGUUGGAUACGAUCGACAAGGCGGAGUCUUCGCAAUCAGAUUCUACUCGUCGUAAACCUGCGGCUACCGCUAGGGCGAAGCGUGGAAUGAUCCCACAGUUCAUUGAGGAGGACGAGGACGAGGAUGAUGAAGAGGAAGAGGCCCAACCAGUCCCCAAAGCUCGAGUAGGCAGGCCCAAGAAGACAGGCAUUCCAUCUGCCGCAGCCACGACCAGGCGGGGAGCGACAUCGAAGAAGAAAGAUGAUGGGAAGGAGAAUACCCCGGACAUCGAAGUGAAGGAGGAAGAUAUGUCGGAUGAGGCGGAUGCACCGAAGAAAGCAAAGCCCGACCCAAAGCCUAAGACGGCGCCUGCGCCUGCAGCGGCGAAGGUGUCCAGGACGAGGAAGGCUACUGCGCAGAGUGAGCCCGAGAGGGAGACCGUUCAGGCGAGUGGUUCCAGGAGUACAAGGUCAAGGAUUGGGAGUGCGAGGAAGUAAUUUCAGCUGAGGUUGAUUUAUGUUACGAUCCUUCAGCAUCGAGUAAC